Messenger RNA from Beta vulgaris subsp. vulgaris (sugar beet), 2104 nucleotides. Its product is annotated as polyphenol oxidase I, chloroplastic. Gene Ontology annotation, molecular function: catechol oxidase activity. The coding region runs from base 38 to 1903 and encodes 621 amino acids. NCBI's taxonomy places the organism in Eukaryota, Viridiplantae, Streptophyta, Magnoliopsida, Caryophyllales, Amaranthaceae. Gene Ontology annotation, biological process: pigment biosynthetic process. The transcript has a single exon. The record is from RefSeq and is a predicted model, not a curated record.
CACCCAAUAAAUAAAAACACACCACAAUAUAAGCACAAUGGCCUCUCUUUCUCCUUCCACAACCACCACUACCACCACCAACAACCUCUCUGCCGUCGCCCGCAACCCUUCGCAAUCAAAAUCAUCCCAACUUUCUGCCUUUAGAUCCACCCAACGUCGCCGCAUCCCUUCUAAGAUCUCAUGCAAUGCAGCAAACAAUAAUGAGUCCAACAAGUUUGAUAGGAGAAACUUGCUCAUUGGGCUAGGUGGUCUAUAUGGUGCAGCUACCACCUUAACUGGUGGUAAUGAUACCUUAGCUGCCCCUACCGCCCCCGAUGCGACCCAAUGUGUGCCAGCCAAAAUAGAUGAUGGUUCACCCUUACAAUGUUGCCCACCCAAAGCCUCACAAUUUCUCGACUUUAAGCUGCCUAAAGUUAACCCAAACCAGUUGAGGUUCCGACCUGCUGCCCAUUUGGUCGAUGAUGAGUACUUAGCCAAGUACUCUAAAGCUUUAGCCUUAAUGAAAGCUCUACCUGAUAGUGACCCUCGUAGCUUUAAGAACCAAGCAAAUGUGCAUUGUGCUUAUUGUAAUGGGGGUUACAAUCAAGUUGGCUUACCUAAUCUCGAGUUUCAGGUCCAUGGAUCUUGGUUAUUUUUCCCCUUCCAUAGGGCUUACCUAUAUUUCUAUGAAAGAAUCUUAGCUAAUUUGAUCGAUGAUCCAACCUUUUCCAUUCCAUACUGGAACUGGGAUCACCCUGAUGGCAUGUAUAUGCCUUCCAUGUUUAACGACAAAAAUUCGCCUUUCUUCGACGCAAUUCGUGACCAAAACCAUCUCCCACCAACCUUGAUGAAUCUUAGUUACGAUGGGCCGGAUACGGUUAGCGAAUUAACCAAUGAGCAACAAAUAGAACAAAACCUUACAAUCAUGUACAAACAAAUGGUUGUCAAUGCCAAGAAGCCUGUUCUUUUCCUAGGAGCACCUUACCGGGCAGGGGAUCCAGUCAACCCGGGACCUGGAACCUUAGAGAUCCAACCACAUGGAACCGUCCAUAAUUGGACUGGUAACCCACCACCAAAUACUCCAUUUUGGGAGGAUAUGGGUAACUUCUACUCCGCGGGGCGGGACCCGAUCUUCUAUGCCCACCAUGGUAAUGUGGAUAGAACAUGGUCCAUAUGGAAGAAUAUAUCCCCUAAGAAUAAGGAUUUCAAGGACACAGAUUUCUUGAACUCCUAUUUCUACUUCUAUGAUGAAAAUGCUAACCCUAUAAAAAUCUUUGUUAAAGAUGUCUUGGAUACCAAGAAAUUGGGGUACGACUAUCAACAAAUGGACCUCCCUUGGUUGAAAUCAAAGCCAACUCCUAAGCGUAAUCGUCGUCCUAAGAAGCCAGCUGGUAAGAAGCCAGGUAAGAAGCCAGGCAAGAAGCCAGCUAAGAAGGUGUUUUCCACCGUCAAGAAUGCUCGGGCUGCGGAAGCGGAAGCGGAAGCGGAAGCUGAGACAGAUCCUGUCGUGCCAACCUUGGUUUUCCCUAGGCCGUUGGACAACAUCAUUAGGACUAACUUGGCAAGGCCAAGGAAGUCUAGGACUCAGCAAGAGAAGGAUGAUGAAGAAGAGGUUUUGGUGAUCGAUGUCGAAUCGAGAUCGGAUGUUUACUCUAAGUUUGAUGUGUAUGUUAACGAUGAAGAUGAAAGUCCAACGUUGGAAAAUCGUACUCAAACUGAGUACGCAGGAAGUUUCGUAAACGUUCCUCAUAGACAUAGUGGUAAGGAUGGACACUUGAAGAUGACUACUAUUAAAUUUGGAUUAAGUGAGCUAAUUGACGAUUUGGAUGCUAAUGAUGAUGAAGGACUUGAUAUCAUCUUUGUUCCACGUACUGGAACUGAUUCAGUCAUUAUCAAGGAUGUGAGGAUUGAGUUUCAAGAUUGAUCACUAAUUAUGUUGAAAUGACCUUGCAUUAUUGGAGCUGAUUUACUUGUUUAGUUAGCAGCUCCUAAUUAAUUUCCUUUAAUUUGGUUGUUAGUUGCUCUUAUUUCUGCAUCUUGGGAGUUAAUUAUUAUUUGUUGGAUCUUGUCUUCAUGGUUAAGUUGUAUCUUAUCCAAGUAAUAAUAUAAUCUCCAUUUAUUAUAA